AUGGAAGAGCUCAGAAUUAAGUAUAUUCUUCUACGUGAUCAUGUCGGACACGCAGUUGAAAAAGACAUGUUGUCCCUCGGCCUUACGACAAGGUCUUCACCAAUGCAAGUUUUGCGAGGCGAAUUAUUAGAAGGUGUUCCUGAGGCUGAACAGCCUACAGACUUAACUAAAGUUGCUGUUUGGGAACCAUUGAAAUCUUCAAAAAUUACAAAAAAAGAUGAGCAUAUUCAGGCCAAACUUAAAUCAAGUCUUAAGGAUUCAAUACUGUCAUUUUGGAAGGGAAAACAAGUGCAAAGGUCAUUUCAAGGAAUUGAUGGAGUGCUUAUGACUGAUGAGAGAGUUGUGACAUUUAUUAUGGAUUUUCCAGCCAGAGGAACUGUGCGACAUAUUGGAGAGGAGGUUGAUUCAAUUGGAAAUGUUUACAUAAUUGUAGGACUAGAACUGGAUGAAAGAGUGGGAUCUGGUUGUGGUAAAAGAUCCGGCUCUCAAAAGUUUGUUUGCAAGAGAGAUUAUGCAGCAUUUGUACCAUUGAAAACUGUCAUACCAGAGAAGGACUUUGAUGGUAAUCCUGGAAAAGCUGCAAGACAAGAAGCUCAGGGAAACCGGGAGCAAAUUCAGGGAAAUGAUCACAGGCUGGUGAGAGAUCUGAAGGAGCAGGUGACACAUUUGCAAGCAGAAGUACGAGAGAAAGAGUUGAGAGAUACCAAAACUUUAAGGAAACAAUUAGCUGAGACGGAGCAACAGCUGACAAACCUGCGUGGAAAAAUACAAGAGAGAAAUGAACAACUGAGAGGUAACCAGACGGAGCUACAGGAAAUGAGAGCUCGUUUAUCGAACUUACAGGAACAGUUCAGGGAAAAAGAUGACCGGUUGCAAGAGAAGGAGGGGAUAAAUCUACACCUGCAAACUCUCUUGAAUACAAAAAAUAAACAACUGGAAGAGAAAAUUAGACAAGAAGAGAAUUUAUACCAAAAACUGCGAGUAGUAGAAGAGCAGAUUUCACAAUCUCAAGCACAACUAAGGGAGAAAGAGUUGGAAAAGGCCAACUUGUUAAAGAAAAGAGAUCGCCAUAACGGAAACCAGCGUGCGAUCGUCAGCAGGUGA
Molecule: messenger RNA, 1104 nt
Organism: Pocillopora verrucosa
Lineage: Eukaryota; Metazoa; Cnidaria; Anthozoa; Scleractinia; Pocilloporidae
Source: RefSeq, a predicted model, not a curated record